Alosa alosa (allis shad) is the source of this 1517-nucleotide messenger RNA. RefSeq names its product proline and serine rich 3 (gene proser3). The record is from RefSeq and is a predicted model, not a curated record. Lineage: Eukaryota; Metazoa; Chordata; Actinopteri; Clupeiformes; Clupeidae. Bases 149 to 1450 code for a protein of 433 amino acids. The transcript is spliced from 9 exons.
CAACAUUGUCAGAUCAAAGCUGAUUUUUGUUUGUUUGUUAGAAUACAUUUUCCUUCCCACUACUACUACCACUAGGCGAAUAAGGCCAAGAGGGAGGCACACCACCCUAGGACAGGGGCCUACAACAGCUGAGCCUGAGAAUUUCAAGAUGCAGGAUAAAGUCAGCAGGUUGCUGGAUGUGAACACACAUUCCCUCAGUAAUGAUUCACCCCUGGUCAGCCCUGAGGGACUGGGCUGCUCUGACGACUUGUCUUUGGAGAACAUGGGUAAACCACUGGAGAACAGCUUACACCGCUCAGACCAUGCCAUAAACUCAAACUUCUCCAAAUACCUCACACCCACUCAAACGUUAGCAGUGGGCUAUUUGGCUUCGGGUAUGAAGCCAGAGGAUGAUAUCCUGUACCAGUGGCGUCUCAGAAGGAGGAUGGAGCAGUGUGGCCGUCAGCCUCAGUCUGAUCUCCAGCUGCCAGUCCCUUACGGCUCGCUCUGCAGCCUGUUACAGCAGACUCAAAAUAACUUGCUUACAAGAGACCAUUCAAGUACGGUCAUUGGCACUAUGGCACAAGCUUCAUCUGAUAUAUGUACUCAGGAACCCCCUCCUCCUUUUACUUUUCCACACCCCAGUCUGUCUCAGUUCCAGCCUAAGCACCACAUCUCUCCACGUACAUCCCACAUCAAUGACAUCCUGCCAUGUCCUCUCCAGAGCUCUCCCAUGUUACUACCCAAGGAGAGUAAGCAGCAUCUGAGGAAGAGUUCCACUGAUACUGCCACUGCCACAUGCACACCAUUGUCAACAGAUCAGCUUAACUUCAAAAAUACACCUGACCACCAGCGCAACAAAUCGCAUUCAUCUCUUCAUCGGUACCUCCCUGAAAACAAAGAGGGACACUGUCUUAUUUCUAAGAAGAGUGGGAAAGGAGGAAAAGGUGUCAUGUCACAGCGGGUAGGAACAGAGGCUGAGACAAGAAAGAAAAUAACUUCCUCCAGUAGAGAAAAAUGUUCUAGAUUUGGCAGACAUAUGGACCAGUCUGACCCUGCACUCAGAGGAGACCAAGAUGGCAAGAGGCUCAAGCGGAAGGACUCCCACAAGGCAAGAAGACGAGAAGCUUCGGCUUUAUCCCCCUCUCCUCUACAAAGCACUCUUGGAAUGGUGGUGUCUGAAGUUCUUUUUCCCGAUUUUGGAUCAGCAGACACUACCAGAAUGUCAAGCACUGACUCUUUUGAAGACACUCAAUCAUUUCCACCACAACCCUUAACCACUCCUCAUAGACUUCAGAGACCUUCAGAGAUCAUUAAUAAGCUUCUUAUAGAAUCAGAAGAUUCAGAUGAGCUGGAGUUUGAGGAUGAUCCCUUGCUGCUGGUGCUGCGAGAACAGAGAGGCUGGGUGAAGCAGCGCAUAUGUGACAUGGACAUGUUGCUUAAAGCAUGGCAUGAGAAGCAGCCCCUCUGAAAUCUCAGAAUCUUGCACACAUUCCUGUAUGAUUUUAAUAUAUUGUAAAUAAAUUAUGAACGUUGAA